Molecule: messenger RNA, 4273 nt
Organism: Nelumbo nucifera (sacred lotus)
Lineage: Eukaryota; Viridiplantae; Streptophyta; Magnoliopsida; Proteales; Nelumbonaceae
Product: nonsense-mediated mRNA decay factor SMG7-like
Biological process (GO): nuclear-transcribed mRNA catabolic process, nonsense-mediated decay
Cellular component (GO): telomerase holoenzyme complex
Molecular function (GO): telomerase RNA binding; protein binding; telomeric repeat DNA binding
Source: RefSeq, a predicted model, not a curated record
CGUAUAAAAAAAGAAAAAAAGAAGGUGAAAAAAAACGAUAAGAGGGGUGGUGAGUCGUCGCCGCCGCCUGGACCAAACACCGAGACCAGGAACCGGAAGGAGGACGUCGAUGGGCGAAAAACCUAAGAAACCCUAGAUUUCUCCCCAAAUCUCUAAUUUCUUGCUCGCUUUUUGGGAGAUUUUCGUUCUUUGGGAGACAGACAAAGAGGAAGAGGAUUCGAUCGACAGAGAAAAGCCAGAUGGUCAGACGAGAGCGAGAUCUCCCAAGAUAUGCUUCCAGACUUCAUAACCCCCAAAAAGGAAGAAAAAGAAAAUCUAUGUACUUAAUUCUCGCCAAGUGUUCAGAUCCAUUGCUGUACUUUGGUGUUGAAGAUUUAUUGCUAUCUUUUGGUAUUGAAGUUGCAUUUUUUGAAUUGAAGAAUUUAGCAGUUAUAUUUGAUGGAUGAUGACUGUUCCUAUGGAUAACUUGUCAGCUCCUUUGUCAAGGGAGCAUGUUCAACGCCUUUACAACAAGAAUAUUGGGCUGGAAAAUAGACGUCGAAAGUCAGCACAGGCAAGAAUCCCCUCUGAUCCAAAUGCAUGGCAACAGAUGCGUGAGAAUUAUGAGGCCAUAAUCCUUGAAGAUCAUUCCUUUUCUGAGCAGCAUGAAAUAGAGUAUAAGCUGUGGCAGUUGCAUUACAGGAGAAUUGAGGAGUUGAGAGCACAUUUGACUGCUGCUCUAGGUCCUUCUGGCUCAGCUACAUCACUGAGUGGGAAAGGUCCUCGCCCUGAUCGAAUUACAAAAAUACGUUUGCAAUUUAAGACCUUUCUUUCUGAAGCAACUGGAUUUUACCAUGAUUUAAUUUUGAAGAUCAGAGCAAAAUAUGGGUUGCCUUUGGAUUAUUUCUCUGAGGAUCCUGAGAAUCAAAUUGUUCUGUCAAAAGAUGCAAAGAAAUCCGCUGAUAUGAAGAAAGGCUUGUUGUCCUGUCACCGUUGUCUGAUAUAUUUGGGCGACCUUGCUCGUUAUAAAGGAAAUUAUGGAGAUGGUGAUUCCAGAGCUCGUGAUUAUGUAGCUGCUUCAAGUUAUUACAUGCAAGCUGCCUCUCUUUGGCCAUCAAGUGGCAAUCCUCAUCAUCAGCUUGCAAUAUUAGCCUCUUAUUCUGGGGAUGAUCUGGUGGCAAUUUACCGGUACUUUCGUAGCCUAGCGGUGGAGAGCCCUUUUUCAACUGCAAGGGACAACUUGAUUAUUGCAUUUGAGAAGAAUCGUCAGAGCUACUCACAGUUGCCUGUGGAUGCCAAAGCCUCUGGUGUCAAGGAUGUGCGUGGCUCUGCGAAAGGAAGAGGUAAGGAAGAAGCAAGGGUUCCAUCCAAAGAUGCUAAAAUUGAACCCAGUUCCACAAAGGAAAGAUCUGGUAGCAUACCUGAGGUUUAUAAAGUAUUUUGCAUUCGAUUUGUCCGACUAAAUGGUAUCCUCUUCACACGUACAAGUUUAGAAACUUUUGGAGAAGUCUUCUCUUUGGUUACCAGUGAUUUCCAUGAGCUUCUUUCUUCUGGACAAGAAGAAGACCUAAAUUUUGGUUCAGAUGCUGCAGAGAAUGGACUUGCCAUUGUUAGGCUUGUUGCCAUUCUCAUAUUCACGGUUCACAAUGUGAAUAGGGAGGUUGAUGGCCAAUCAUAUGCUGAGAUCUUACAGCGGUCUGUUUUGCUUCAGAAUGCAUUUACUGCUGCUUUUGAGUUUGUUGGAUACGUUCUUGAAAGAUGUAUACAGUUGGAGGAUCCAUCUUCAAGUUAUCUUUUACCAGGCAUUCUUGUUUUUAUGGAAUGGUUAGCUUGUCGUCCUGACAUUGCUGCUGGCAGUGAUAUUGAGGAAAAGCAAGCUUCUGCUAGAUCGUUCUUCUGGAACCAUUGGAUAUCCUUUAUGAACAAACUUGUCUCAUGUGGAUCUGUAUCCCUUGUUAAUGAUGAAGAUGAAACUUGCUUUUUCAAUAUGAGCCGGUAUGAUGAAGGUGAAACAGGUAAUCGGCUUGCACUAUGGGAGGACUUUGAGUUGAGGGGAUUCUUACCACUUCUUCCUGCACAACUCAUUCUGGACUUCUCAAGGAAGCAUUCCUUAGGUGAUGGUGGCAAUAAGGAGAAAAAGUCACGUUGCCAGAGGAUUAUAGCAGCAGGAAAGGCUCUUGCAAAUGUGGUUCAAAUUGAUCAGCAGGGGGUUUAUUUUGAUCAGAAGUUGAAGAAAUUUGUUAUUGGUGUUGAGACGAAAAUAUUUGAGGACAGCCUUCUUGCUUGUUCAGACAUUGCUCAAUCUAACAGUAUGAAACAAGUAAGUUCCGUGCAGAAAAAUUUAAAUUUGGACUCUGUGCAAUCAAAACCACAGUUACAUAUGGAAGGCGAAGAUGAAGAAGAGGUGAUUGUAUUCAAACCAACAGUGGCUGACAAACCUGUGGAUGGGAUUGUUCCAAAGUGGGCCUCAAGUGAGACUUGGGAACCUGUCCAAGUUACUUCCGGAUCUGAGUAUGGAACUUAUGCUGGUUCUUUCUCGGCCUCUGCUAACAAUCUUCCCCUGCCUGUUUCUCUGGAUCCCAGUUCACGACUAUCUGCCCCUUUUUCUAAUAUUGACUCUGAACAUUUUCAACCAAUCAAUGCAAGUUCCUCAAAGUGGCUUGUGGAGCAGCAAGAUUCUCUUGCUAAUGGUUUGGCAAACUUGAGCUUUGUAAGCAACGGGCUUAUUGGAAAAUCAGAGUUGCAAGAUAGCUUCAAUGUUUCACAGCCUUCUGCUCUUUCACUUCCUCUUCCGCAACCUGGCAACAUUGCUGCUGGAAGUGUGUUUUUGAGUCUGACAAAUGCUCCUGAAACUGUGAUACCAUCAAAGUUCGAUUCAAUUAUGUCCUCGGUAACUAAUGUUGAUAACCUGACUGUGAAGCCAUCAUCAGCAUUGCCUGCAAAUUUGAGAAAGAAUCCAGUUAAUAGACCUGGUAGGCAUUUUGGGCCUCCACCUGGGUUUUGCCCCAUGCCUUCUAAGCAAGUGGACGACUCCUUGUCUGGUUCAGAUUUGAAGAAUGAGAAUCCACUAAUGGAUGACUACAGCUGGUUAGAUGGAUAUCAGUUGUCAACAUCAACCAAAGCAACAACACAGAGCUCCAUUAACCACAUGACACAUGCCUAUUCUCAUUCCAAUUUUAAGAGUAGUGCCAGCAUGACUGAGGCAAUUAGCUUUCCUUUUCCUGGAAAACAAGUUCCAAGUGUGCAUGCCCAACUGGAAAACUGGAAAGGCUGGCCGGAGCACCAACUCCAGGAGCAUCUGAAAUUAUAUCAGGGACAGCAGCAACAGCUACAUCAGCAGGGUGACAAGCAAUCUACAUCAAUGCCAGAGCAAUACCAAGGACAGUCUCUCUGGACAGGCCGGUUCUUUGUGUGAGAUUCUUAUCAAAUGAUAGAUGAAUCUUUUGUCAUCGCCUUAUGCCCGGGUGCUACCAAGUUUGGCCUUGACCUUUGCAGCAGACCUUAAGUGUUAUUAAAUUUCUGUUGGAGCAUGGAUGGUCUUGGAUUCUUGCAGGCACUUGCAUCUGAAUAAGCUUGUGCCAAGAUUUCCAGACCAGAGGAGCAAAGAUCGUGAUGGGGAUUCAUGGUGGGGGAUGAUUUUAAGUGGGUUAACUAAAUGCAUUUAUCUGGUUCGGAUGGUUGAAAUUUUAUGUAUAUCAAAGAUCUUUCAUUGGUUUGGGCGAUAUUUCUCAGAGCUGUUUGAAGUGAAUUGAAGCACUUACAUAACUAGACUGAGAAUUGGUCCAUCUGUUUGAGGAAAGGUGUAGCAGUUGGAGGAAUGUUCAUCAUCGUAGUCUCAUUGUCAGCAGCAGCAUUAGGCAGCAGAGUAUAACGAUAGAUACCUACCGACCUGGAUGGAAUUUGUCUUACCUCAGUGUGCAUCAUAAUCGGGGGGCGGGUUUGCUGGGCAACAAGUUUGGAUCAUAACCGAGUCAAUGAGAGAUGGUAACUGAGUAGUAAGUAUAUAUAAGAAGUAUAUAUAACUUGGUCUAUGUUAUUGCUAGUCCAUAAACUACUGGUAAUAGUCUAUUCCAUUUGGAAUGGUAUUGAACUCGGAUAAUGGUUGUCAUCUUAUUUCAGUUGAGUCGUAAGGCAGAUUCGUCUGUCAGCAACUGUUUUAUGAAUAUUGGCUUGGAGAAUAAGUAAAUUGUGAGAUAUGGGCUUUAUUUUUUUGUUUUGUUACUUUUUAUCGAAAAUGAGUCGGCCUAAGAUACAAACAGUUUGGUACUCUUAGCAUUUUGGAAUGUUUUAUGAA